UGCGCUACUAGUUGGCAAGUCAACAGUUCCCUGGGACGCAAGCUUGUUUUCCUCUCAAACAGCUUUAGCAGUAUAAGCUAUAAUACAAGCUGAAUAUUAACAUAAAGAUCCAARCGACUUUUCAACGAAAAAAUAGUUAAUUCUACGAAAAUUAACCCUGGACAAUUUUGAUUUUCAAUAGCGUUUCUUCGCCAAUCGUGUUUUGGAAACAAGACGAAGAAUUACAGAAGUUGGGUACAAGAGAACGAGCGAAGAAUAAAAUGAGAGCUUCUUCAAUUGCAUUCGCAAAUUCUUUGUAUUUUAAUGUCCUCUUCGUGAUGUGUUUUGCUUUUCUGCUGACAUUGAGCCAAGCUAAAACUUCUGAAGAAGGUAGCCGAAUUCGACCUGGAUUGCUAACAGGACCUUCAAAAAACACACAAGCAAAAGAAGGAGAAUCAGUUGAAUUUCGAUGGACGUUUGCRCUGAGUUCUAACGACACCAAAUACCUGCAGCACAUUGACUUUGGCUUUUGCUACAAUAAUAACCUCAAUAAAUCAUUAAUCAAAAUCCACAAAACCGAUCAAAAUAAUUCAACUAUCUAUAGUUAYAAUGUAACUGAGAMGUUUGUGGACAGGCUUCAGUGGCUAGGGGGAUCCAACAUCGUGUCGUUUGUAUUAACGAACGUCACGAGAAAAGACAGCAAUAGUUACGUCAUGGUGAUGUCAUUUGGUGACGCAAGAGAACCUAUUUCUGAUCACGUGGAACUUAUUGUAACAUAUCCACCUAAAAUUCUAAAUAAACCAGUGACCUUGGAACAAGUGCGAUUUCCUGAGGGUGUUUCGGUGCAAAUUUCCUGUGUGGUGCAGAGUUGUCCGCGUGCUCAAGUCACGUGGUACCAUGAUGGUCGCGUAAUACAAAAAGASAAAGAAAAGCAUGAUUUAACAAUAAACAAAGGCCAAGUGACUGAUUCUGGAGUUUAUCGCUGCGAGGCAACAAAUGAUCUUGGUARCGACUUCAAACAAGUACUAGUGAUUGUAACGUCAUGCAAAAAAAAUCCCAGUAGCAAUGCAGAUUCCAAUCAGGAAGACAAAAUCAACGAAGCCAACGACCCUGACACGCUGUUUACAAUGAUCGCACCAGCCGUGGUGUUCUUUGUGAUAUUCACGGCGUAUUUCUUCUUCAGAUGUCCUGCAAAUCGAAACAGAAGAAAACGAAAUCGAGCUUUAGUCAACUCAAAAGCGACCUCGACUCCAUCGUUCCAGGACGACGAGCAAACAACAAGCCUUCUUGCUGACUGGUCAAAUUUUAGUGAUCGCGGAGAAAAAGUCUAGAAGUUCGUACAGAUUGAGAACUAGUAAAUCGGCAUAGAUUACUGUCUGGCCAGUUUACRACUUCAAGGAAAUUGCUUCGCAAACCUCUCAGGAUGAACAGUCAACAACAACAGCAUAUACCGCUGGUCUGUUAAUCUCUGCAGGAACUGAUAUCAACACUUGCUUUAGGAACAGAAAAGGCUAUGAKAUACUUAGAAUGGAUAUGUGCAAUAAUGUCAUGCAUCAACAGCAAGAAAUGAACGUACAAUAAUAUAUCAUAUCAACACAGAUAUUCCUUGUAUCAGUUAUGACAAUAUAUUAAGAUUAAGUAAAGCUAAAGACUGGUGAAAACUCCUUUGGACAUUAUUUUUCCAAUAUAAACYUCUCCAAAAAAAGAAAACAUUUUAUAUUCAAAGAAUUGAUUGAUCAGUCUUCAUUGUGAAAGAAGAGAACUGAAAUCAUAAAGUCGUGGAGGCCAUGGAUGGACAGUGUUUGCGCCUUCAUGAAAUAUGGAACAAAAACUUUAAACAUAAAUUAUUUAAGCAUAACAAUAUUAAUGGAUUUUAAGGAAUGUKCAGCGACGUCGGUCAUUUUGUGUAGCAAAGCACUAUGGUAGUUGUAGUCCUCGUACUUUUUCAUGUCCGCUACUGAAAAAAAAUUUGUCUUUUUUUCAGCCACAAUGAUGUUUUCGUAGAAAAGGCUUUUAGAGAGAUAUUUUAGUGUCUAUAAUAAGUGUGAGGACUACAACUACCAUCAUGCUUUGCUGAAUAAAAUGGCGUCGCUGCACAUUUCUUAUUGGAUUUGUAUAUGACACAGGAAAAGCUACGCAAUAUAAACAACUAUAUUAAGCUUCCUAUUUUAGAAUUUUGGUCAAUCUCGACUAUUAUUUCAGACCACGUGCACUCUCUCCUCAAAUAAGAGCAAAUCGCGGCUCGCUGAUAUUAGUGACGUCCGAGUCAUUGUGAGUCAUUGUGCACAAAUACGGCCSAUCAAAUAAAUGUGUGAAUGGGAAAACAGGUCUUUUUAUAGCAAGUAGAGAAUAAAAAAUAACAGAAUAUUUGGAGUCGAUUUAAAUCGGUACUUUGUUACAAGAAAGUGUGUAAGCUUGUAAGAACAAUCGGUAAAAAAGGAAAAUGCACGAGGUCUGAAAUAAAGACAAGCCGAUUGCCAAUCUACCAGUYUYAACAGAAUCUCGCUGCAUGUUGCAAAUUAGAAGACAGUAGAAUCCCACCAAAUAUAUAAUGUACGCAAAAAUUAAAACUUGAGACUUGAU
Exaiptasia diaphana is the source of this 2562-nucleotide messenger RNA. RefSeq lists its product as uncharacterized. The transcript has 5 exons. Lineage: Eukaryota; Metazoa; Cnidaria; Anthozoa; Actiniaria; Aiptasiidae. The coding region runs from base 261 to 1310 and encodes 349 amino acids. The record is from RefSeq and is a predicted model, not a curated record.